Messenger RNA from Alosa sapidissima (American shad), 1618 nucleotides. RefSeq names its product tripartite motif containing 63b (gene trim63b). Gene Ontology annotation, molecular function: zinc ion binding. NCBI's taxonomy places the organism in Eukaryota, Metazoa, Chordata, Actinopteri, Clupeiformes, Clupeidae. The record is from RefSeq and is a predicted model, not a curated record. The coding region runs from base 153 to 1196 and encodes 347 amino acids. The transcript is spliced from 2 exons.
GGCUGGCUCAAGUGUCAGUGGCUGACAGUUGGGUGGUAUAAAAAGUCAGGGCCACCAUGCCCUCAGUAGAACAAAUGCACUUCAUGAGACAAGCUGCUAUAGAGUUAGUGGAGUAAAAACCCCGACUUUGACAAGGUCAGAUCCUUGUUGACAUGGAUAUCCAACGAGCCGGCUCACUGAUGGGGUCCCCUAACUCGAUGGAGAGCCUGGAGAAGCAGCUGAGCUGCCCAAUCUGCCUGGACAUGUUCACCAAGCCCGUGGUGAUCCUGCCCUGCCAGCAUAACCUGUGCCGGAGCUGCGCCAGCGACCUUUACGACUCGCGCAACCCCUACCGCUUUUCGGGCGGCGUCUUCCGCUGCCCCACGUGCCGCUUCGAGGUGGUGCUGGACCGCCAUGGCGUGCACGGGCUCCAGCGCAACCUGCUGGUGGAGAACAUCAUCGACAUCUACAAGCAGCAGCAGGAGGGCAGUGGCAGCGGCGAGAGUAGCGCCCCCGAGGCGCCGGUCAAGCCCAAGGGCGGCAAAGAGCCCAUGUGCCAGGAGCACGAGGACGAGAAGAUCAACAUCUACUGCAUCACCUGCCAGGUGCCCACCUGCUCCAUGUGCAAGGUGUUCGGCGCGCACAAGGACUGUGAGGUGUCGCCGCUGGCCAGCGUCUACCAGGCGCAGAAGGCCGAGCUGAGCAACGCCAUUGACGCGCUGGUGGCCGGCAACGGGCGGCUGCAGGCGCUGCUGAACCAGAUGGAUGAGGCGUGCACCGCCGUGCAGGAGAACGCCCAGCGCGCCAAGCAGAACCUGGGCGAGCGCUUCGACGGCCUAUACGCCGUGUUGGAGGACCGCAAGGCCACGCUGCUCGACCGAGUUGGCAAGGAGCAGGACGAGAAGGUGGCGGUGCUGCGCGGGCUCGCUUCGCGCUACGGCGACCGCCUGCAGGCGGGCUCGGAGCUGACCGACACAGCGGUGCGUGCGCUGGAGCAGAGUGGUGCUGCCGAGUUCCUGCAGGCCUCCAAGGGCCUCAUUACGCAGACCAAGGAUGCGGCCAAGGGCUCGCUGGCCGAGGAGCGGCCCGAGCCGGGUUUCGAGCGGAUGGACCACUUCACAAUCAACACGGAGCAGGUGGAAGCACUGCUGGCCAAGAUGGACUUUGGGGUGGACGAUGAUGAGUUUGAGGAUGCCGAAGGGGAGGAAGAGGAGUGAAUGCACUCGAGGACUUUGACGUUGGUUUUAGGAGUUUAGGUUUGUCUAAAUGAAUUCUGAACGGAAUGUGGAGGGGAGUGUCGCAAACACCAACAACUUGACUUGCAAAGGUGCCUUGGACAGUAUUUUUAUACAAAAUGUAUGGUAGCCGAAAUGUACUGUAUUUUUUAAGAAAGAUUUUUGUAUUGUUCUCUAAUCACUUUCACUCCAUAAGUCUCAUUAGUGAGUCAGAAAUCCUCUAAAAAUAUUGGAGUCUGUGAUUUUUUUUUUCUUCUGCCACAGCAGUAGCUGUGAUUUGAAUGUAGAAUGUCUUGUAAAGUGCUCAGGCACGUGAAUCCAUUUGCCUGAAUGUCACUAAUUUCUAACUGGCCAUUAAAACAUUGACAAAACAAAAAUAAACGAUUCAAAUUGCUGAUUCCCAA